AGGUUGAAGUCCAGUUUUUAUGAGAGCGGCGAGAAAGCUGGUAAACUGUUGGCCUCACAAUUGAAGAGAAAGGAUGCUAGUCUCUUAAUCCCAGCCAUCAAUAAUGACAGAGGGGAGGUGGUAGCAGACAAUACAGAAAUUAAUGGCAUAUUUAAGAAUUUCUAUGACAAUUUAUACAGAUCAGAAAUGCCUGUUGAUAAGGAUAGGUAUGCAGAAUUUUUUUCAAAUAUAGAGAUCCCUGUUGUGUCUCAAACACAAGUAGAUAUGAUGGAUGCACCUAUAGAUGAAUCAGAGGUUAGAGCCGCAAUUCUGUCAAUGAAAUCUGGAAAGUCACCUGGUCUUGAUGGCUCUCCAGCUGAAUAUUAUAAGAUCAACAUUGACUUGCUGGCACCCAUUUUAACAAAGGUUUACACAGAAGCAUUGGAGGAGGGGCUACUCCCUCCUACUUUCAAUGAUGCAGUAAUAACUAUACUACUCAAAAAAGAUAAGGACCCAAAUGAACCAAGUAGUUAUAGGCCAAUUAGCUUGGAGAACGUGGAUUGUAAAAUUUUGUCUAAGAUACUGGCAAUGAGACUGGAGAAAGUCUUACCAAGAGUCAUCAAUGAGGACCAGGUUGGAUUCAUUAAAGGUAGAUCUUCUGCAGACAACCUUAGGCGCCUAUUGCAUAUUAUGUGGUUAAACUGUGAGAAAAAUUUGCCUGUUGCUGCUUUUUCUCUUGACGCAAUGAAGGAAUUUGAUAUAGUAGAGUGGGGAUAUUUAAUACAUACACUAGAGGCCUUUGGCUUUGGGAAAGGAUUUAUCAAAUGGGUAAAGGUUUUGUAUUCAGCACCGCGGGCAGCUGUUCUUACAAAUGGCAUCAUGUCCCCUUUCUUUAAUUUAGGAAGAGGCACAAGGCAGGGGGACCCAUUAUCCCCACUAUUAGUUUCUUGAAGCUCCCUAAGAUGAUGCAGUCAUCCUCUGUUUUUUUAUAAAAUGGCUGCUAAUGCUCUUUAUGGUAAAAGUGAGAAUCUGAGGUUAUUAUGGCAGAAGGACUUAGGUCUUGAGUUGGAAGAAGAGGUUUGGGAUAAUAUUGUGCAUAACAUGGGUUGGCCAGUGAGAGAUAUUAAGACAAAAUUUAUACAUUACAAAAUAAAUCAUAAAUACUACUCGACACCUGUUAGACUUAAGAAACUUGGUUUAAUUAAAAGCGACAAAUGCUGGAAAUGUAAGAACUAUGUGGGUACUUUUCUACAUCUCAUGUGGGACUGUCCACUGAUCUCCCCUUUUUGGGCUCAAGUGAUUGGAGCUAUGGAGGAGUGGCUGGAGCAGCCCUUGCCAAGUUCACCUAGGCUAUGCCUGCUUGGUGAUCAAACAGUGCUAACAACUGGACUCACAAAGGCACAGUUUGGGCUAGGCUUCCUUAAUGCAGCUAAGGUUAUUCUAAGGAAAUGGAAAAGUAUAAAUACACCUUCUUACAAGGACUGGAUUGAGCUCAUGGCAAGUACUGCCUCUUACGAACUAAUGCUUGCUAAAGUGAGAGACUCAGUGUCAAAGUUCUCUGCUAUGUGGGGUAGUUUCCUGACAUAUAUUAAAGAUGGGGAUCAGUAGAAAAUAAGUUGUGAUAAUAAUUGAUCUAUAUGAUAAUGUGUGAUAUUGUGUAUUAUGGUUUGUGUUGGGGGAGAGGGGGAAGAGAGAGAACCUGUUGUGCGGCUAUGUUGUGUAUGUUUUUUUGUUUGUUUGUUUUUUUGUUGUUGUUGUUGUGUGAUAAUGUAGUGUGUAAGGAUGUACUUGAUAUCAUGUAUUACAGAAUUGGUUUAAAUACCUAGAGUGUAACUGUUAUUUUGCACUAUGUUUGAAAAUAAAAAAAUGGGAAUUACAAAAAAAAAGAAAUACAGAAAACCAAAGGAAAGCAGUGUAAACACCUUAACUACACAAGGGAAUAAAAAAUAAAGAAUUUCAAAAAUGCAUACAUUCUUUUGACAGCACACACACUAUGUGUAAUCUUUCACACCAAAUGCCCGGCCCCUAGGAACUAUGAAGACACGCCUCCACUGAAUGCUUCAAGUAAUUUUUAGGGAAUAUGUGAGGUUCAGACCUGGUGCGCAUGGUGGAACGUCAUACCCACCUGAAAAUCCAGAGAAGUGACACUCAGCUGUGUUGCUGCAGCAGUGACAAAAUGGCAGAGGCGACGGCUCCGUUUGCUCAGAACACAUCAUCAGGGCUAAAUUUAAUCGCGUCACUCCAAGAUUCUUUAACAGAUGGACUGGACUCUGUGGAGGAGCUAGCGUCCCUCUCUUUUCCCAUUCAACCUCCAUCUCUCUCUGCAGUGCAGGAGCUGGUUUACUGGCGUGAGCCCAAGAAGUCGGCCACAGUGUUCAGCAGCUCUCUGCUGGUGCUUUUUGCCCUGGCCACGUGCAGUGCCAUCACCGUCGUGUCCUAUGUGCUCCUGGCUGUGCUCUGUGUCACAAUCACAUUCCGCGUGUACAAGUCGGUCAUACAGGCCAUACAGAAAUCUGAUGAAGGACACCCAUUCAAAAAUCUGAUGGCAAGAGACAUCAGUAUUUCACCACAGAAGUUCCGGAGGCAUGUGGACUAUGCCUUGACCCAUAUUAACCGAGGCAUUUUAGAGGCUAGGAGAUUGCUCCUGGUGGAGGAUGUGGUGGAUUCACUAAAAUUGGCUGGUGUGAUGUGGCUGUUGACGUUUGUGGGAGCUGUCUUCAAUGGUAUCACUAUCUUAAUUCUAGCAGACAUCAUUUUCUUUAGCACACCUCUAGUGUACGAGAAAAAUAAAACACAAAUUGAUCGUUACAUUGAACUUGUUCGCUCUCAAAUUCAAAGCAAGCUGGCAAAGUUGCAAGAUAAACUCCCGGGAGCUGUGAAACGCAGUAAAGCAGAGUGAUCUGCUAUUGCAUCCCAAAGACCAGUGUUCUCUGCCAGAUCCAAACGGCAUUUUUAGCCUGACUUUGAUAGGACCAAAAUGUUUUAUAAACACCGCUACUGCAAAUAUUGCCAAGGCUGUUGUAAUGUUUUAUUUAAACCACAUAUUUGAUAAACCUUUUGAAUCAUUACUCUUUGGGUUAAAUAAAUGUGGCACUUUAAGUCUA
Molecule: messenger RNA, 3083 nt
Organism: Alosa alosa (allis shad)
Lineage: Eukaryota; Metazoa; Chordata; Actinopteri; Clupeiformes; Clupeidae
Product: reticulon-3-B-like
Exons: 7
Coding region: 2084-2878 (264 amino acids)
Biological process (GO): endoplasmic reticulum tubular network formation; neuron differentiation; brain development
Cellular component (GO): neuron projection; postsynaptic density
Source: RefSeq, a predicted model, not a curated record